Panicum virgatum (switchgrass) is the source of this 903-nucleotide messenger RNA. Its product is annotated as protein ATAF2-like. The record is from RefSeq and is a predicted model, not a curated record. Bases 1 to 903 code for a protein of 300 amino acids. NCBI's taxonomy places the organism in Eukaryota, Viridiplantae, Streptophyta, Magnoliopsida, Poales, Poaceae. The transcript has a single exon. Gene Ontology annotation, biological process: regulation of DNA-templated transcription. Gene Ontology annotation, molecular function: DNA binding.
AUGUCGACCAAGGCCGCCACGGCCAUCGGGCUGCCGCCCGGCCUCAACUUCCACCCCGACGACGACGAACUCAUCGAGUUCUUCCUCCUGCCCACCGUCCGCGGCGAGCCAGCCUGGUUCCCGGGCGUCAUCGUCAUCGGCGACGACACCGCCGCCAACACGCUGCCCUGGAAGCUCCUGGAGCGCCACGGCCUGGCCGGCGACGAUGAGGCCUACUUCUUCGUGCGCACCAAGGACGGCAUAAAGGAAGCCGCCCGUCAGGAUCGCUACUGCGCCGGCGGCGCGAGGUGGGUGUCGCAGAGGCCCGUGUUGGGCGCCUCGUGCAUCGGCGGCGAGAGGAUCGAGUGGAGAAGGAUCAACCUGAACCUGCAGAUGGGCCGCGGCAAGAGCAGCGGCGGCGGCGGCGGCAGCACUGGGUGGGUGAUGCACGAGUACACGCUCACCGAGCCGGCGUGCCCGUUCCUCAAGAUCUGCCACGUCUCCUUCUCCGGCCACGGCAAGGGUCGCAAGCGUGUUCCCGACGAGGAGUACUCCGACUGCUGCCGGACGGCCGAGCCCGCAUCUAAGCGCGCUCGCGUCGACGUCGCCGCCGCCAACAGUGGUUCAUCGACUUGUGUCUACGGAUCUACAACGCCCAUGAUCGGUGACCCCAACGUGGCGCAUGCUUCUGCAGGACAGCAAGAACACUCGCCGUCACCUUUUCCGAUCUACCAAGGCAUCUCAGCGAUUUGUGGUUAUGAUUAUGAACCGGCGCAAGUUACCGACGAGCAAAUCCUGGAGUGGGGUAGUAGUUUCGCUAGUUUGCUGGCCGACGAUGCAGUGCCGACAGCAGAGCAGCACAAGACCGACGAGCAGUUGAUGAAUCCAGGAAACCGUCGCCGCCGUAGCAGCAGAAAGCUCUGA